AUGCAAGAAGAAUCCAUACGACAGGUCGCAGCAGUUCCGACUCUCACUGGGCGCGACGCUGAUAGGUCGGCCCUAUCUACUCCUCUAUCUCAGUAUUCUUCGGCCCCCACUCCAGUCAAAGUUAUCGACAAACAUUCUCUUGAGUAUGUGGUGAGGUCAGGCAUUGCUGGUGGACUCUCUGGGAGUGCUGCGAAAACGCUCAUAGCACCGCUUGACCGGAUCAAGAUUCUAUUCCAAACAUCCAACCCCGAGUUCCUCAAAUAUCGGGGGUCCUUCUUUGGACUAUUUAAAGCUGGCCAGAAAAUCCUUCGAAACGACGGGUUUUUCGGUCUCUUCCAGGGCCACCUGGUGACGUUGCUACGUAUUUUCCCUUACGCAGCCAUAAAGUUCGUGGCUUACGAACAAAUAAGAAGCAUUCUCAUUCCUAAUGACCACUACGAAACAGCCGUGCUCCGGUUCAUGGCAGGCUCUCUUUCUGGAUUGGCAAGCGUUUUCCUCACAUACCCCUUGGAUCUUGUACGUGUGAGGAUGGCGUUCCAAUUCCAUAAGUGUUCUGACCCCUCCCACCAUGGCAUUUUACCCUACCAACAUGUAAGACUCUGGUCUGUGAUAAGACAAGUCUACGCAGAGCAUCCGCCACUGAAAGAACUGGACCCCCGCUGGCUCAAGUUCAUGCGGAAGAAAACCCCCAAGCCUCUCAUUCCUUUGUCCAAUUUCUAUCGUGGCUUUGGCCCAACUGUGUUGGGAAUGAUACCAUACGCGGGCGUCUCAUUUUACGUCCACGAUCUUCUUCAUGAUAUAUCACGUUCCAAAUACUUCUCCAAAUAUCUAGUUUCACAGUCAUCCACUGGCUCGAGUGGAACCAAAGUGGUGAAAGUGAAGCAUAGCACAGAGCAUGUCAAUAGCCGAGACUCUCGGAAACCUCUCAAAGCCCAUGCGCAGUUGGUUGCCGGUGGUCUAGCCGGUAUGAGUUCGCAAACAGCAGCAUAUCCAUUUGAAGUGAUUCGAAGAAGGAUGCAAGUCGGAGGAGCUGUCGACUCGGGCCGAUUCUUAUCGUUCCGCAACACAGCAAAGUUGAUCUUUGCUGAGAGUGGUAUGAAAGGCUUUUUUGUGGGCCUCCUGAUUGGGUACUUGAAGGUUGUCCCAAUGGUAGCCUGCUCAUUCUAUGUAUACGAAAGGGGCAAAUUGUUCCUAGGGAUCUAA
Molecule: messenger RNA, 1203 nt
Organism: Australozyma saopauloensis
Lineage: Eukaryota; Fungi; Ascomycota; Pichiomycetes; Serinales; Metschnikowiaceae
Gene: LEU5
Product: coenzyme A transporter
Exons: 1
Coding region: 1-1203 (400 amino acids)
Biological process (GO): mitochondrial coenzyme A transmembrane transport
Cellular component (GO): mitochondrial inner membrane
Molecular function (GO): coenzyme A transmembrane transporter activity
Source: RefSeq, a predicted model, not a curated record